AUGUCCAAGUUAACCAAGUACCUCCUCAUUUCUCUCCCCUCAUCCAUCACUCCCUCCCACCACCGCGACGAUGCUCUCGAAACCAUCACAUCCACCGUCGGUGCGGACAACGGCACGGUCGCUCCCUUUCCGAUUCCCGAAUUCAAGAUCGGCACCCUCGACGCUCUCGUGCAGCAAGCGGACGAACUGGCUAAGCUAGAGGCUGCUUGCCAAGCUGUGGUUGGUAAGGUCGGCGAUGCGUUGAAGAAUGUCCUGGAGGGAGACGAGGCACAGAUUGAGAAGAUGAAGACGGUGAAUGAUAAACCCGUGGAUCAGUACCUCCGAACGUUUUCAUGGAACAAGGUCAAAUACCGGGCCGACAAGUCGCUAUCGGAAUUGAUUGACCUUCUACAAAAAGAAGCUGCUAGUAUCGACACCGACCUCCGAUCGAAAUACUCCCAAUACAACCAAAUCAAGAAUACCUUGGCCACCCUCCAACGGAAACAAACGGGAAAUCUAUCUACCAAGUCCCUUGCUUCCGUUGUCGACCCCCGCAGCCUCGUUCAGAACUCCGAGUACAUCGAAACACACCUCGUUGCCGUUCCAGCGCAGCAAGUGAAAGAAUUCCUUAAAACCUACGAAACCGUAGCGCCUAUGGUUGUUCCCCGCUCCGCAACCUUGGUAGCCCAAGACAACGAAUUCACCCUGUACGGCGUCACGGCAUUCCGCAAGCACAGCACGGAGUUUGUGCACAAGUGCCGCGAACAGAAAUGGAUUCCCCGCGACUUCAAAUACGUGGAAGGCGGAAAGGAAGAGGAGCGCAAGGAGGUCGAGCGCGUGGGCGGUGACGAACGCAAGCUCUGGGGUGAGACACUGCGACUGGGUCGGACAUCAUGGAGCGAGGCGGUUAUGGUGUGGGUUCAUGUUCUUGUCCUCCGGGUAUUCGUCGAGACUGUGCUCCGGUACGGUCUUCCGUUGGACUUUGUCUGCACGCUUGUCAAGACGCCGAGCUCGAAACAAGCCGACAAAGCCAAGAAGAACCUCGACGAUAAGUACUCGUACCUAGCCGGAAACGCCUUCGGACGAGACAAGAAGGGCCGUGUUAAGAAGGAAGAUCCGAACGAGAUGCAUGGGGUGGAGGGCGGUGGCGCAGAGUACACGGCCUAUGUGUACUACGAUUUUGAAUUCAAUUGA
Messenger RNA from Aspergillus puulaauensis, 1173 nucleotides. It is a transcript of the gene VMA5, whose product is annotated as H(+)-transporting V1 sector ATPase subunit C. Gene Ontology annotation, cellular component: vacuolar proton-transporting V-type ATPase, V1 domain. The transcript is spliced from 5 exons. NCBI's taxonomy places the organism in Eukaryota, Fungi, Ascomycota, Eurotiomycetes, Eurotiales, Aspergillaceae. Gene Ontology annotation, biological process: proton transmembrane transport. Bases 1 to 1173 code for a protein of 390 amino acids. Gene Ontology annotation, molecular function: proton-transporting ATPase activity, rotational mechanism. The record is from RefSeq and is a predicted model, not a curated record.